Frieseomelitta varia is the source of this 3308-nucleotide messenger RNA. RefSeq lists its product as uncharacterized. The transcript has 11 exons. The record is from RefSeq and is a predicted model, not a curated record. Gene Ontology annotation, molecular function: heme binding; monooxygenase activity; oxidoreductase activity, acting on paired donors, with incorporation or reduction of molecular oxygen. Bases 209 to 3259 code for a protein of 1016 amino acids. NCBI's taxonomy places the organism in Eukaryota, Metazoa, Arthropoda, Insecta, Hymenoptera, Apidae.
AUAAUGACUUAAAUGCACAUACGUCAAUCGUUUCGUGGGGAUCAAAUUACAGCAAUUUUUUCUGAUACAGCCUCCGAUAAAAUCAGCUCUCGCCAGUUACAAAGUGCUGGUGGAGACACUUCCGGAAUAGAACACGCGUGAGCUGAUCCGCUCCGUUAUACAGAGGCAAGUUGUUUAACCAUCGCAGCACUUAAUACAAAGAGCCACGAUGGCCUACCUUGAAAUCCUGUGCGCCGUCAUAGCGUUACUUCUGGCUUUCUGUUACUAUUCGACAUCAGCGUACAAUUUUUGGAAGAAUCGGGGAAUUCCAGGACCGAGACCGGUGUUCUUCUUUGGGAACAGCAUGGAUAUCUUAUUCUCGCGACUUUCGACGCCGGAAUAUCUGCACAAGUUGCAUCAGGAAUUCAAAAGCGAGUCAAUGAUCGGCCUGUACAUGAGAAGAUCGGCGAUUCUUGUUAUAAAAGAUCCGGAACUAAUCAGGGACAUUUUGGUCAGGGAUUUCUCGACGUUCUCCGAACGAGGAUUUAUCGUUUACGAAAGAACUGAGCCGCUGUCGGCGCACAUUAUCAAUCUGGAUGUAGAAAGAUGGCGCCCGCUGAGGACGAACCUUCAUCCCUUGUUCACAGUGGUCAAGAUCAAAAGCAUGUUCGGCCUGAUCCUCGAGUGUGCGGAUCAACUCGAGAAAUACGUAGAACAACUGGUCGCGAGGGACGAGCCGAUCGAAUUCUCCGAGGUAUCGGCCAAAUUCACGACCGACGUGAUCGCUUCAUGUGUGUUCGGGAUCGACGCGAACUCGAUGUCCGACGAGAGCAGCGAGUUCCGUCGAAUCGGUAAACUGGUCUUCGACAUGAAGGAAUUCGAAAAUGCGGUGCGGUUAAGAAUGCGGCUGUAUGCACGAAAACUGUACGAGCUGUUGGGUUACAUGAUGCCCGAGAAACGAUUCACUGCGUUCUUUACCAAGAUUGUCGUUGACGCUAUGAAGUAUAGGAAAGAUCAUAACAUACACAGGCCGGACUUCAUCCAAAUGCUAAUGGAGCUGAAGGAACAUCCAGAGAAAAUGGGCGACAUUAAAUUAACAGACAAUUUGUUGGCGGCACAAGCUUUCGGUUUCUUCGUUGCCGGUUUCGAGAGCUCAUCGACGACAAUGACCCACGCCCUCUACGAACUUGCUCUGAAUCCCGAUAUUCAAGACAAGUUGCGUCAAGAGAUCAACGAGCACUUCGCGAAGUACAGUGGGGAGUUUAAAUACGAAAAUAUAAAAGACAUGAAGUACUUGGACAAAGUGUACAAAGAGACGUUAAGGAAAUAUCCAACAAUCGGUGCGCUGCCACGAAGAGCUGUUCGUCCAUAUACUUUCAGAGACACAAAGCUCACUAUACCGAGGCGUUUAAUGGUAUGGAUUCCUAUAUUGGCGAUACAUCGUGAUCCCGACAUUUAUCCAAAUCCCGACGAAUUCAAUCCCGAGAGAUUCAGUAAGGAAGCCAUCGAAGCUCGACAUCCGAUGACUUAUUUGCCAUUUGGUGGAGGACCAAGAAAUUGCAUCGCUGGACGUUUUGCCGAUUGUGAAACCAAAGUGGGUCUGGUCACGAUCCUUCGAAAGUAUAAAGUGGAAGCUUGCGAAAAAACCAUGAUCCCUCAUGAAUUUGAACCGACUGGGUUCCUGCUUGGUCCAAAAGGAGGAGUAUAUUUAAGACUUACGAAAUUAGAAGCAUACAAGUUGUUUAAACCAUCGCAAUACUUAAUACAAAGAGCCACGAUGGCCUACCUUGAAAUCUUGUGCGUCAUGGCGUUACUUCUGGCUUUCUAUUACUAUUCGACAUCAGCGUUUAGUUUUUGGAAGAAUCGCGGAAUUUCGGGUCCAAAGCCGGUGUUCUUUUUUGGAAACAGCAUGGACAUCUUAUUCUCGCGACAUUCGACGGCGGACUAUCUGUACAAAAUAUAUCAGGAAUUCAAAAGCGUGUCAAUGUUCGGGCUAUACAUGAGAAGAUCGGCGAUCCUUGUUCUAAAUGAUCCAGAAUUAAUCAAGGAUGUUCUGGUCAAGGAUUUCUCGACGUUCUCCGACCGAGGACUGAUCGUUUACGAAAGAACAGAGCCGCUUUCGACGCAGAUUAUCAGCCUGGAUCCAGAAAGAUGGCGCCCGCUGAGGACACACCUACAUCCCCUGUUCUCAGUGGCCAAGAUCAAAAGCAUGUUCGGCCUGGUCCUCGAGUGCGCGGAUCAACUCGAGAAAUACGUAGACCAACUGGUCGCGAGGGACGAGCCGAUCGAAUUCUCCGAGGUAUCGGCCAAAUUCACGACCGACGUGAUCGCUUCAUGUGUGUUCGGGAUCGACGCGAACUCGAUGUCCGACGAGAGCAGCGAGUUCCGUCGAAUCGGUAAACUGGUCUUCGAUCUAAAGGAAUUCGAAAAUGCAGUGCGGUUAAGAAUGCGGCUGUAUGCACGAAAACUGUACGAGCUGUUGGGUUACAUUGUGCCCGAGAAACGAUUCACUGCGUUCUUCACCAGGAUCGUUCUUGACUCUAUGAGGUACAGGAAAGAGCAUAAUAUCCACAGGCCGGACUUCAUCCAAAUGCUAAUGGAGCUGAAGGAACAUCCAGAGAAAAUGGGCGACAAUAAAAUAACAGACAAUUUGUUGGCGGCACAAGCUUUCGGUUUCUUCGUUGCCGGUUUUGAGACCUCAUCGACGACAAUGACUAACUCCCUCUACGAACUUGCCCUGAAUCCCGAUAUUCAAGACAAGUUGCGUCAAGAGAUCGACGAACACUUCGCGAAGAACGAUGGGGAGUUUAAAUACGAAAAUAUGAAAGACAUGAAGUAUUUGGACAAAGUGUACAAAGAGACGUUAAGGAAAUAUCCACCAAUCGGUGUGCUGCCACGAAGAGCUCUUCGUCCUUAUACUUUCAGAAACACAAAGCUCACUAUACCGAAGCGUUUAAUGGUAUGGAUUCCUACACUGGCGAUACAUCGUGAUCCCGACAUUUAUCCAAAUCCCGACGAAUUCAAUCCCGAGAGAUUCAGUAAGGAAGCCAUCGAAGCUCGACAUCCGAUGACUUAUUUGCCAUUUGGUGGAGGACCAAGAAAUUGCAUCGGUGGACGUUUUGCCGACUGUCAAACCAAAGUGGGUCUGGUCAAGAUUCUUCGAAAGUAUAAAGUGAACAGUUGCGAGAAAACCAUGAUCCCUUAUGAAUUUGAACCGACUGGGUUCACGCUUUGUCCAAAAGGAGGAAUAUAUUUAGGAUUAUCGAAAUUGCAAGCAUAAUGUGGUCGCGUCUUCAAAAAAAAAAAAAAAAGCUUCGAUACUUUAAAAU